Messenger RNA from Exaiptasia diaphana, 2111 nucleotides. Its product is annotated as CTD nuclear envelope phosphatase 1. Bases 108 to 893 code for a protein of 261 amino acids. The record is from RefSeq and is a predicted model, not a curated record. Lineage: Eukaryota; Metazoa; Cnidaria; Anthozoa; Actiniaria; Aiptasiidae. Gene Ontology annotation, molecular function: protein serine/threonine phosphatase activity. The transcript has 9 exons.
UGGCCGAGGAGAAGUGAGUUGUUUCCGCGAAUUUUAUACAAAGURGAUUUGAACAUAAAUCUCAUCAUAGACAAUUUUCUUGGACAAAUCAGCAGCUGACAACUCCAAUGAGUAUAUAUAUGAGAAUGGAUUCUGUAAAAAGCGUUUGCAAUGUGGCCGGAUUUCGGUUUGUGGUCGUAGCUUUGUCYAAACUAUGGACGCUUGUUCUGUAUCUCCUSAGAAGAAACCUUAAAAUGAUUAUUCAACACAAGACAAUAAAGUAUGAUCCAUACCCUCUAUCACCGCUAUCUAUAGAAAGACUUAAACUUGUCAAGAAAAAAACACUAGUAUUAGAUUUAGAUGAAACCCUUGUACAUGCUCAUCAUGAUGGUGUUGCUAGACAAACAGUUCGACCAGGUAGUCAUCCUGAUUUUACAAUGAAGCUUUCAAUAAAUAGACGUCCAGUGAUGUUUUCCGUUUACAAACGACCACACGUGGAUUAUUUCCUUGACUGUGUCAGUCAGUGGUACAAUUUGGUGGUUUUUACAGCUAGUACAGAGCAAUAUGGUUCUGCAGUUACUGAUCAUUUAGAUAAUAAUAGAGGAAUCUUGAACAGAAGGUACUUUAGACAGCAUUGUAGUUUACAGCCAUUUCAGCAAGGUUACAGUAUGUACGUUUGCUACGUAAAAGAAUUAUCCAAAGUAUGCGAUGAUUUAUCAUCAGUAUUUAUACUUGAUAAUUCACCUGAAGCUUACAGCUAUAACUUGGAUAAUGCCAUCGCAAUAAAGUCAUGGUUUGCAGACCCGUCAGACACUGCAUUGUUAAAUCUAUUACCAAUGCUUGAUGCAUUGCGGUUUACUUCAGAUGUGCGCUCCAUAUUAGGGCGUCGCCUUCAUACGUACGUAAAUAGAUAAGGGGACACAUUCCAAUAUUAAUAACUCUAUAUUCACAUUAUUGAAUUGAAGAGUCCAAACAUUAUAGACCUAUGCAUGAAGUGAUCAUCACUUARAAUCUCCCAAAGUGUUUGAUACCUAAGGAGAAAUAAGGUUUUGGUCAUGGAAGCAUCACAGCUACUUUCACAAAUUUUUCUAUUGGCAAAUAGUGAAGUAUGAACAGAUAAUUUAUCUUGAACUUGUCAAUCAGCUUUAGUACAGUCAAUGAGAUUGUAAUCAGCACUCAGUACGUCGGCGAAAUGCAUCAUGGGWUUGAUGAAGGUACGAAUUGAAGAUAAGCUGUUGUUUAUCGAUUGUGUUUCAAGCUGUUUUGCGUACAUGUACAACAAGCAUUACUUGUUUCCUGGACUGGUUUUGUAGUACACUCUAAGUGUGUGGGCAUCUUAUUUAAUGUUCAUCCAGACCGUUCUCGAUUAGCCUCCUCCGCAAGCUGCUCCUUUUUCUCCUUUUUGGGAUUCCUGUGGUAACGAGGGAUAUGGCAGAGCGGGGACUGGGGUUUAUUUUUGCUCGCUCCCAGUCUCGUUUCCUCAACACAGGAAGCCCGAUGAAGAAAAUGUCUGUGGAGGAGGCUAGUUCUCGAUGACAGAUAACGUUAAUUUUGCAAACAGCGCCGUCCUUUUGCACAGUUUUAUCAGUACCAUGAUGCAUUUCGCUUAACGAAACAUGAAUUCUCCUAUCCAUAGCCUGUCAACCUUUAGUACUGCACUUUAGAGUGGUUUUCAUUAACCCGUGGAACACACCUUAGCGUAUUUAUCGCUAUUACACUUUGGCUCUUUUGUUUUUUAUUGUCUCUACGCGACUAUUACGAUCUAUUACACUCUAAUUAUUACACUUUGUUUCACGGGCUUAUGAAAACCACUCUAAACCACAACGUUGCAGUCUAAAAUUGACAAAACUGAUUGAUUUUGUGCAGUUACUAAAGCGAUCGUUUCCUCAAACGACUGUAUAGUGUGUCAAAUACUGAUCAAAAUAAGCCUGGGAACUACCGGUAGAUUUGACAUGAAUGGGGAGUGGAAUCUAGUUAAGUAUAACUUUCAAGGUUGAUAAUGGCUUCCUGUCCAAUGCAGCUGGGCUGUUACUUGGGCAGCUACCCUGGGGGUUAUAUUACUGCACCACUCUACCCCUGUUGGGUUUUUGAGUUUGAAGACUUCUUGUUCGUGUAUAGUCAAUUAUCCGGUU